GUGUUGAUGUGAGCAUGAACACCCACCUGAAGGCGGUGAAAAUGACCCUGAAAAACAGGGAGCCCACUCAGCUGGAGUCACUGAGUAUCCGUGGCAACAACAUCCGCUACUUCAUCCUGCCGGACAGCCUGCCUCUGGACACGUUGCUGGUCGACAUCGAGCCAAAGAUCAAGUCUAAGAAGAGGGAAGCAGUGGCUGGACGGGGACGAGGCAGAGGAAGAGGACGUGGGAGAGGAAGGGGACGAGGACGAGGUGGACCAAGAAGAUGAUCAUCAGACCCUUUGUUUGCUUCUUAACACCCAGUUGUUUGUACAGGAUUUUUUUAAUCUUCUGCUUGGAGAAAACAGUUGUGAAUUUCUGCAGAUUUUGUUCUUUUUUUUUUUUUCUUUUUUUGUACAUUAAAAAGCCUUGGUAUGAGGGCACACUUGACUCUUCAUUGAGUUUCACUGUUUGUUUUUUUUUCCCAGUAUAAGUGUUUCCAAAUAAAGUGUUUUUGCACUACAAUUACA
Austrofundulus limnaeus is the source of this 509-nucleotide messenger RNA. RefSeq names its product small nuclear ribonucleoprotein D1 polypeptide (gene snrpd1). Gene Ontology annotation, molecular function: RNA binding. Gene Ontology annotation, biological process: RNA processing; spliceosomal snRNP assembly. The record is from RefSeq and is a predicted model, not a curated record. NCBI's taxonomy places the organism in Eukaryota, Metazoa, Chordata, Actinopteri, Cyprinodontiformes, Rivulidae.